CUCAAAAUGAUCCUGAGUCAACAGCAAGCACAGCAGCAGACGCAGAAACAGCUGGCCGACCUCAUAAAGUCUCUGUCAGCCGGCAACACCUCCAGUACCGCAUCCAGCCCCAGCAUCGACGUCUACGGACUUCUGAUGAACGAAAUCGAGCCGUACAACUACGACGCUGAAGGGACAUCGACCUUUGACGAUUGGUUCAAGCGGCAUGGCGUGACGCUCAACGAACGUGGCAAAACGCUGACCGACGAAGCCAAACGCAACCUCAUCGUCAACAAGCUGGACAAAAAAGCCUACGACGUCUUCUGCAAGAACAUCCUGCCGAAGGACUUCUCAACCUUGACGCUCAACGAGACCAUCGACACUCUCAAGAAGCUGUUUGGACCACGAAAGUCGCUGUGCAAACGACGAUUCGAGUUCUACCAAAAGACAGCUCCUCCUCUAUCUUCAUCUGCCUUUCCGUUCCGGGACCUCUCCAACGACGUGAAGCAGCACUACGCUGAAGCAGAAAUGAAGAACAUCGACGAGGACACAGCUCAGUGCAUCGCCUUCGUUUCCGCUCUUUCGGAUGCGUCGUACACCGAGAUUCGCCUACGUCUUCUCAACAAGAUGAACGACGUCAACGCCAAGCUCAAGCUCGACGACAUCAGUGAAGAAUGCGACAACUGGGCCAGAAUUCGAGCUGAGAAUCGAUCGAUGGACACGUUAGACAUCAAGGCCAUCUCCUACAAGAAGAAGACGGGUCAACAGCCGAAGUACCAGCAGCAGCAGUACCAAUCGCGGAACCAGCAGCAGUACCAGAAGCAAAUCCCGUCGCAGCAAGACAACUCGCUUCAUUCCUCCCGCAAUCGCUCGAGACAUGGGUCACGAUUCCGAAGACGCUCGACCACGCCUUCUGAACAACAACCUCGACGAUUUGCACGACGAGUCGCUUUCUCUGACAUCGAAGACGCUCGAACGUACCUCAAAGUGGACAUCGACGGCUUCUGCACAGAACUUCAAGUCGACACCGGCGCCGACAUCACGAUGAUCUCGCGCCAAACCUGGAACAGCAUCGGAUCUCCAGCCCUGGAACCUACGCCGCUCACGAUCAAAACGGCCGACGGCUCGCCAAUGAC
Messenger RNA from Caenorhabditis auriculariae, 1115 nucleotides. Lineage: Eukaryota; Metazoa; Nematoda; Chromadorea; Rhabditida; Rhabditidae. The record is from the annotation of a GenBank genome assembly.